CCCAGAAUCUGACAUUCCUGCCAAGGGUGGGAACCCCAAUUUCCAAAUUCCUAUUUCCAAAUUCUCUAUAAAGACAGCUACCGAAUCCCCAAAUGAACUGCAAACUACGUCGCUUGGAUCUCCUCCGCAAUGGCCAAAAAUCGGAUUGCGAGCUGCAUGUUUGGUCGGUGGAUAAGGUGAAGGGUAAGCACUGCCAGCGGAUCUUCAAGUGCCACCAGGUGAUGCUGGUCUCCGCCUCCGAGGAGUUCGAAAGGUUGAUCAAGGACCCGGAGUUUCAGAAGCAAAAGGGAGUAAUAUCCGUGGAGGACGCCUCGCCCACCGCCUACGAAGCUUUGCUCCUCUAUAUCUACACCUAUGAGGUGUGCAACGCGGUCACCAUCGACAUGUGUGGUGACCUCAUGCUUCUGGCCGAGCGUUACAAGAUGCUGGACUUUAUCGACUGCUAUAUAGACAAGCUGGCUCUGCAGGAUUGGCCCAUGGAGGUGGUGCUGCAGGUCUUCCAUCUGGCCAGCGAGCACAACCAUCCAGCGCUAAUGGAUCUGGUAGCGAAGAAAAUCCUGCCCUUGGCCACCCAAAUCACCCAGGACAAGUCCUUCCUGAAGCUAAGCGUCGCAGAGCUCAAGGCUUUGAUCAUAAUCCUCAAGAAAGAGGCAAUCCUCCCAGAUCCUGAACUACUGGAGGCCCUGAAGAACUACCAGGAGGUGAACAACCUACGCUACGACAACAUGGAGCAGUUCCAGCUGUUCGUGGAGGUUACCCAAAUGUUCGACAACGUUCUCUUCGAAGUGGAUGGCACCAUAGUCCUGCCCGAGGCAGAAGAGGUGGUCACCCGGGAGAUAGGCUCUGAUACAUCGGUUUACAAUAGGGAUAAUUCAUAGAUUUACAUAUCUAAAGGGAUCAUUUAUUGAAUGAUAAACGGGAAGGAAAACAAACAUAAUCGAUUUCGGAUCGGCUUAUAGAAUAAAUAUAGAUAUUCUCUGGCGCAUACGGGCAGCAAUCCCGCAGAGCGUGCACAUUGAGGUUGAAGCGCUUGGCGUUGCCAUAGCCCCGGCAGCCAUCCACGUCGCGGGGGUUUAAACAUUAAUUAAUUAAACAUUAAGUCGUCAGUAGCGCAA
Molecule: messenger RNA, 1115 nt
Organism: Drosophila takahashii
Lineage: Eukaryota; Metazoa; Arthropoda; Insecta; Diptera; Drosophilidae
Biological process (GO): proteasome-mediated ubiquitin-dependent protein catabolic process; regulation of proteolysis
Cellular component (GO): cytoplasm
Molecular function (GO): ubiquitin protein ligase binding
Source: RefSeq, a predicted model, not a curated record